GUGCUCUUCCAUAUGUAUUUUACCAUAAAUCAGGUUUUAUUCUUCCAAUCUUCUCUAUUAAUUUUGUUUUGUUUUAUUUACUUCUUGUUUCUUAUGUUUUCUUUUCUUUUUUCUUUUUUCGGCCAUAAAAAAUUAAAAUGCCUCCUAAAAACCAUAACCAUAUGGAUGCUAAAAACGAAAUAAAAAAAGAAAAAGAAAAGUUGCAGAGCUAAUAUAAUCUCAAAUUGUGUUCUUGAUAUAUUAAUUUAGUUGAAAAUUCAAUGGAAAAUUUAGCACUUUUUUAAACCGCGCGUGCUGCAUAUGGGUUCCUUUUCAACACUCAUAUAGAUACCUCUUUGAGAUUUCGUACUACAAACACCUUCCAUGUUUCAUUUUUGUUUUUGUUUUGUUUUUUAAUCUUUCCCUAAUGGGUAUUAUUUCUUCUAAGUCUAUUGCCAGAUUUGUAGUAAUUAAGAAAUCUGUCAAAAGCUGUGAGUUUAUCACACUGAAGAAGUCUCAUUUUGAAUAAUAUCUGGUUUGUAACUCUUUUAAUUUUUUUUAUUUUUUCUGCUGUAAUAACUUGGAUUGGGUUCUAAAGCUAGACUGCCACAGGGAAUACUAGUUCGGUAUCAAAUUAAAUUUGGGUCAAUUAAGAACUCACGUCUAUUUUGUUUUUCUCUCACAGCAUUAAAACUUGAAUCACACAUGAAGGAAUUACCAGGGAAAGUUGCAUCAUCAUGCAGAGUCUCCUUUAAAACUGGGCAACAAUCAACUAAUAUAAAUGGAAAGUUGGAGUCUUGUACCAGAUCAGAUAAUUGCCUACUUGGUAAAGAUAGAGCCUCUUGUUGCUCAUGCUGGUAUUGCUUUUCCUUGGAGAUUCCUCGAAGUCCUAUCAAUGCCAUGGAAUUCCUGUCUCGUUCAUGGAGUCCAUCUUCCUUUGACUUCCAACAGAUGUUUACAUCAAGGAACAAGGUGUUGACACAUAACCAGCCUAAUUCAGAUGUUGAGAAUGAAGAAGACGCGUACGACAAGUCGAGUUCACAGGUUCGAGAAGAGAAGCUAGAGAUAGAGGAAGUAAAUGAGUUUUCACCCCAAAGAAGCAGUACCAUCAGCAGAGCGGAUGAUAUGUUAUGGAUGAACACGAAGAACAAAAAGGGGUGGUUAAGAGGCAAAACUUUAGCUAGCUUAUUAAGACACCUCAGAGCUAAGAAUAAAGAAGAAAUUCGACUCCAUAGAGCCAAUGUUCAUGCUGCCAUUUCUGUGACACAAUUGGCUGCAGCAAUUGCUGGAUAUGCUGCCAAUGGCUGCAUGGGAGGAGCAAAAGAUGAUAUUCCCACCAUCAGUGAAGGUUCAGUAAUUGAGGUCAAUAACAUGGAUAAUAUCAUGGCUUCUGCAUCAGCUCUAUUGGCCACAGUAUGUGCUGAAAGUGCCGAGUCAGUGGGUGCACACAAAAACCAUGUUGCUUCAGCUAUUAACUCAGGCCUUGCCUGCCAAACCACAGCUGAUAUGAUGACUCUUAUGGCUGCUACUGCAACAUGUUUAAGAGGAGCUUCAACACUCAAAUCAAGAGCUAUAGCCAAUACAAAAUUUCCCAAGAAACAAGAGCUGAUUGAAGUGAAAGCCCAGCUAUCAGUAAUCACUCCUUCUGGACAUAGAAGACACACUUGGGUUUCGAUUUAUUCGAGGCAUAAUCAGCUUACAUUAAGCCUUCAGAUAAAGUAUUUGGGUGUCAUACCAAAAACUAGGGAAUAUAAGAUUUUGCAUGUGAUGGAGAAGAUGAUGGAAUCUCAAGGUCACUACUCAAUCACCUUAAAAAGCAAUGAGGGUAAUAUCAAGCUAGUCUUUAAAGAUGAAAACCAAUCAUUUCUCUGGACAUCAAACAUUUCUAAUCUCUUAAAGAUGCAUAACUGAAGUUAUCGAGUAUUCGACAGUUUUCAUUGUGUUUGUUUCACACCGUGCUGAAAAUGCCUUGAAUUCUUCUUGCUCUUGGAAUAUUGAUUUUUGAAUACCAAGAAUUAAGCUUAUUUGAUAGUGACUUUCUUUCAUUUAUAAAAUCUUGUUAGCAAUUACUAAUUGCAUUUCUAAAUGACUUUGAUAAUAUACAAACAAAAUUAUCAACCAAAUGAUUUGUUUUUUUAUCCAAUUGCAAAAGAGAGUUUGAAAACUGUAUGGGAUACUAAAAUUACAAAUAUUCAAUAGCUUAAUAAACAUAAUUUUGAAUAAAAUUAUCUCCUGUUAUUCGGACAAAUAAUUUAUCAUAACUUCAAAUGUUUUAUAUCGAUAUCUUUAUAUCAUUUUAUUUAUUUUCUUCCUCCAUUAUUUUCUUUAUUUCUAGCAAGGUCCUAUCUU
Molecule: messenger RNA, 2328 nt
Organism: Ziziphus jujuba (common jujube)
Lineage: Eukaryota; Viridiplantae; Streptophyta; Magnoliopsida; Rosales; Rhamnaceae
Product: VAN3-binding protein-like
Exons: 7
Coding region: 685-1890 (401 amino acids)
Biological process (GO): leaf vascular tissue pattern formation; auxin-activated signaling pathway; phloem or xylem histogenesis
Source: RefSeq, a predicted model, not a curated record